AUGGGAAUCCACCAUGAAGGCUCACACGGACGCGUCUUCCGUGGCCUUGACGCCAACAACCACGAACACAAGCGCGACAGCCAUGGCGACUUCAUCAAGUGGAACGUGCCUGACCAUGUGAAGGCCGCCGCUCGCCCAGCUGACGCCGGCACGCUCGACCUCGCACAGAAGGAGGUUGCUCAGAAGGAUGUCGCUAGUGUCGCGACCUUGACAUCGGUCGUCUACGAGACGCUCUCGGCCGAUUUCGAUGGCCCGAUCGCCGGAUACACCACCCUCGCCCCAGUUGCUCCUUCUACCACUGCUGCAGCUGCCAGCCUCACCAACUCCAACGAGGCCGCUUAUGCAUCUGCUAAAGCUGCCGCAUCUGCUGGUGUUUCCAGCGGCUCAGCCUCCGCGACCAUCACGCAGUUCUCCACUGCAACUCUCGUCCCAACCAGCAGUCAGGCCACCACGGCCGUGUCUACCGACGAUGAUGGCAGCGGCAACAAGUCUCGCUUCUUGAAUGCACCCCCAAGCGCCGUUAUUUCUACAUCAGUCGGUGCUGCUGCUCUUGCUGGCACACCCCUCGCCGCUACUCACACUGGCGCCGGCGUCAUUGCUGGCACUCCCAUCUCCGCUACCCACAACGGUGACAGCUCGAACGCUGGCAUGACUGGCGGCGCCAAAGCUGGCCUCGCCUUCAGUAUUAUCCUUGGUCUCGCUCUUUUCGGCGGCCUCAUCUUCUUCUGUCUGCGCCGACGCAAGAACCGUGAGGCCCACCAGGAGAUCACCAACGAGAAGCGCGUUAGUAACAGCAGCUCCUUCUUCGGUGGCAAUGCCAUGUCGGAGAAGCGUGCUUCUGCCUCUAGCACCCGUUCUGCUCCAUCUGCCGCCACUGCCCCACGUCUCAGCCUUCGCCCGGUCACUCAAUUCCUGCCUAACCUUGGUAGCAAGAACACUGCUGGUGACCAUCUCGGUGACUCCGCCGCCAUGUUCGAGAAGCCCAAGAGCAUGUGGGAGCGCCGUUCCCAAAAUGCGCAGAACCCCUUCGAUGACAACAACAGCAUGUCCGAGAAGCGCCCCGAGUCUCCUCCAACCAACCCAUUCGAGGAGCCAGAAGGUGAAAAAUCUGCCCACGUCCAGAGCGACUCCGUCUCCGAGCUUGGUACCGCAGCGGCUGUCGCUGUUGCUGGUGGCGCUGCAUCUCCUCCUGCCCAGAACAACGUUCACCGCGUGCAACUCGACUUCAAGCCAAGCAUGGAAGAUGAGCUUGAGCUGAAGUCUGGUCAGCUCGUUCGCAUGCUCCAUGCUUACGAUGAUGGCUGGGCUCUCUGUGUCCGCAUGGACCGCUCCCAACAGGGUGUCGUGCCACGCACCUGCCUCUCCAAGCUCCCUGUCAAGCCACGCCCACAAGGCCCACCUCAGGGCUCCAACGGCCACCCAAUCACUCCUCUCAGCGGCCAGGGCAUGGCUCCCCGCCCACUCACCCCCAACAGCCCUGAGCGCUCCGGCAGCAAUGCCGACGCCUCCGCCGCUGUCCCAGCUCGCAAGCCAGUCCCCGGCCAAGCGAUGUAA
This is a messenger RNA of Recurvomyces mirabilis, 1554 nucleotides long. RefSeq lists its product as uncharacterized. The transcript has 2 exons. Gene Ontology annotation, molecular function: protein binding. Lineage: Eukaryota; Fungi; Ascomycota; Dothideomycetes; Mycosphaerellales; Teratosphaeriaceae. The record is from RefSeq and is a predicted model, not a curated record. The coding region runs from base 1 to 1554 and encodes 517 amino acids.